Letharia columbiana is the source of this 945-nucleotide messenger RNA. RefSeq lists its product as uncharacterized. The transcript has a single exon. The coding region runs from base 1 to 945 and encodes 314 amino acids. NCBI's taxonomy places the organism in Eukaryota, Fungi, Ascomycota, Lecanoromycetes, Lecanorales, Parmeliaceae. The record is from RefSeq and is a predicted model, not a curated record.
AUGCCUCCCAAAAAAGCUCAGACCAAAGAUUUUGUUGUCGACAAGUCCACCGAGCCAGCGGCUGUAUCCAAAGAGGAACCCUCAACGAGCAAAUCUAAUGGAACAUCUAAGAAGCGGAAAGCGCCUGCCGCAUCUGGACCAAACAAAGUCCCACGCCGCUCCGCUCGCAGCACACCAUCCGCCCCAGUCGACGUCGUCAAGAUGCUCCACUUUCUCCUUUCGCCCACCUCCUUGGACCUUUGCCGUCCGAAAGACGAGAUCGAAGACCUCAAGACCCGUGGGGCGGAAACCAAAACUUAUAGCACAUCCACUUUCACCCCGUUCGAAGAGCUCGUCUGCGCCGUGAUACUGAGCCGGCCUAUCGGCCACAUGCUGGGGCUGCGAUCCAUCCGAACGAUCUUCAAUGCGCCGUACGAAUUCACCACGCCGAAGAAGAUUCGAGAAGCCGGAAACGAGGGCUGCAGGGAAGCCUUGGAUAAGGCGCGGACGCAGCACCGGCAGAGAACGGCCGAAGAGCUGGUGCUGCUCGCCGACGCAGUCGUCAACAGCUUGGGAUAUGGGGACGAGGACGUGAGUCUGGAGCGGGUGAGAGAGGAGAGUGAGCACGAUUAUGAAAGGGAGAGGGAGAUGUUGAGGAAGAAUGUGAAGGGGUUGGGGAAGACGGGGCUCGACAUUUUCGCGCGAAGGAUACAGGGUGUUUGGCCGAAGUUUUAUCCUUUCGUUGAUCAGAGGACGCUGGCGGCGGCGGAGAAAUUGGGGUUGCCUGGUAGUGCGGAGGAGUUGAGUGAUAUGUUGGAUGAGCAUUGGAAGAAGCUUGACGUGAAGGAUAUCGAGGCUAAAGAUGAAGAGGAGAAGAAAAGGAAAGCGUUUGUAAGAAUCUUGGAGAGAGCGGUCGGGGCUGAUCUGGAAGGCAAUGUAGACUCUGUAAAGUCCGAGGCGGCCUGA